Molecule: messenger RNA, 1389 nt
Organism: Podospora pseudocomata
Lineage: Eukaryota; Fungi; Ascomycota; Sordariomycetes; Sordariales; Podosporaceae
Exons: 1
Coding region: 1-1389 (462 amino acids)
Biological process (GO): proteolysis
Molecular function (GO): metallopeptidase activity
Source: RefSeq, a predicted model, not a curated record
AUGGCCCCGUGCAAACAUGCAAACCUGUUGCUCGAUGUAUCGCCAAACGCGACCCAGGCUGGAUUCGCGCGCCCACCGGCCGUCAAGAGAAGAGCAGCAGCAUCCCUUGCCAGCCGCAUAGAACCAGACACGGCUGAUGAAGAAGAAGCCCAAAAUCUCGCUGGCACCUUUCCAGGUCCCUUGGUCCUCCCAGAUGACCUGCUGUCCGUCUACCCCAAAGACCCCGACUCUGGGCAGACAGUCAAGGUCUGGCAAAGGUCCAAACACCGCAACCGCCUCAACGCCGGCACCCCCAACACCAUCCAUGUUGCUGCACCACCCUCCUACUCCCCCAAGAUGAAGCACAUGAGGGAGUGGAUCGUCCCCCUCACCGCCACCGAGGGGGAAGAAGACGUCAGCCCCCCGAAACCAAAAGACCUAACCGAUUACCUCUCCGCCUACUACCACCCUCUCCCCGUGACCCGAACCCCCAAUCUCACCUGGGUCCCUUGGGAAGAUGAUGAUCGCCCACCAAACGCUACAAAGGACGAAAAUAGGUACAUCGGCCUCAAGCAAGGUCAGAACAUCACCCGGAUCCGCACCCGCCCCUGCCCCGAUGGCGCCUACGAGCGGCAGCUGAACCUGGGCGACAUUUUGGACGGGCUGUUGCACAUGGUCAAAGAGAUCCACCCCCGGUACGCGCUUGUGAUGAUGCUUCAUCACGAUCUGUACGAGGACGAGACGGACGAUUUCUGCUGCGGGAGGGCGUACGGCGGGAGCAGGGUGUCGGUUGUGACGUCGAGUAGGUAUCAUCCUGGGCUGGACUGGUACCAGGAGAUUGAACGGGCGCACAUGUGGCCUGCGAGUCACUGUGGGAAUUUUGUGAGGAGGAAGUGUGGGAUACGGUCUGGAGCGGGGGUGAAGAGGAGGAAGGUGAUGAUGGUUGAGGGGGACGGUGCUGGGGAGGGCAAGGGGGGGGGGACGGCCAUGAGGGCGGCCGUGGAUGCGUAUGUUGCUGCGCCGGCGCCCGAGAAGGACUUGGCGGGGUUGUGGUUUGGGAGGACGGCGCUGACGGCUUCGCACGAGCUGGGGCAUUGUUUUUGUUUGGGGCAUUGCAAUUACUAUGCUUGCGCCAUGCAGGGGACAGCGGGGAUCGUGGAGGAUGUGAGGCAGCCGCCGUAUUUGUGUCCGGUUUGUUUGGAGAAGGUGAUUUCGGGGUUCUUGGAGGUGAAGGAGUAUGCAAACAUUGGGAGGGAGAGGUUGAUACUACAGAGGUAUAAGAAGCUGCAUGAGUUUUGCACCAGUAAGACAAGGGCGGGGGUCAAGAUGUUUGCGGGUUAUGGAGCCUGGUUGGGUAAGAGGAUCGAGGCACUCAAAGCCGAGGAGGAGGGGGGCGAGGGGCAGCUGUAG